AUGUCGUCUACUUGGUGGUUGCUGCUUCUAGGAGCAGCGUUAUUCCAUUUGGUUAUGGCUGAAGAACAACCUUUUCUUGAGGAGGACGAAGAUGCGACCGAGGACAGCAUGGACCUCAGCAAUGUACUGAAGAGAACCCAGGGGGCUGUAAUUCGCAGUCUUCUUCAUCGAAUUGAGGAGGAGCAGAGUGAGAAAGACACAGAUUCCCCAGGGCUGGAAUGGAUCUCCAAGAGGCAACAUCCAGGUAAAAGGCUUCUUGAAGAAGUGGAAAAGAGACAACACCCAGGCAAAAGAGAAGAAGGCGACUGGUAUUUGGAGUUGCCCAAAAGGCAGCAUCCAGGCAGAAGAUCGGCAUUUGGUGAUCAGUUUCUCGAUAGCUCUAGUCCUCCGUCUUUGGGUCUCCUCAGUGAUGUCUCAAAGAGGCAACACCCAGGCAAGAGGAACCUGGCCUAUACCAAGCGCCAGCACCCUGGUAAAAGAAGCUGGGAUGAUGAUGAAAAUGGUGAGAUAGGUGACCUUCAGGAUGUAGAGAAACGCCAACAUCCGGGUAAGAGGUAUACAGAUUCGGAGAACUUUGACUAUGUGCCCCCAUGUGAGGGACCUGAACCUUUCAACUGUGGCAAGGGAAGUCUUCUGCUGGAGCUUCUAGAUAAUGUGAACAGGGGAAGGAUGGAGGAGAAGAGACAACACCCCGGGAGGAGGUCAACUUGGGAGGCGGAAGUCCCUGUUGUCCAAGAGUAA
Molecule: messenger RNA, 741 nt
Organism: Bufo bufo (common toad)
Lineage: Eukaryota; Metazoa; Chordata; Amphibia; Anura; Bufonidae
Gene: TRH
Product: thyrotropin releasing hormone
Exons: 2
Coding region: 1-741 (246 amino acids)
Biological process (GO): hormone-mediated signaling pathway
Cellular component (GO): extracellular region
Molecular function (GO): thyrotropin-releasing hormone activity
Source: RefSeq, a predicted model, not a curated record